CAUUAAACAAUUUCAUUUCACUUUAUAAAAAAUGAUGUUUUUUUUUUAUCAAAUGUUCCAUGAAAAAUAAAAAAACACAAAUCUAGAGAAACAUCACCAAAAACCCUUGGGUUUGGAGAUUCCGACAACGUUGAUCUGCGCCCAUGGCUUCUCCGCAAGCUGCUGAAAACACAGAGAAUAGUUUGGAGAAGAUCAAGCGUCAGCUAGCUUCCGCUUCUGGUAGAAACUUGUUGCAGGGACCACUUCUCAAAAGAUCUGAAACUCUGAGAAAAUGGAACGAGCGUUGGGUGAUCUUGGAUCCAACAACUGGGAGAAUGGAAUACAAGUUAAGGAGAAAUGAGCCAGCUGUUAAGGGGACAAUUGUAUUUGAUGCAAAUAGCACUAUCACUGUUUCUCCUGUGAAUUUCCAUGGGCUACCAAAGUAUGAUGGCUGCUGCAUUUAUAUUGGGACACCACAGAAAAAGGAUUACUUCCUUUGCGCGGAGACUCCUGGUGCAGCUCGAGCAUGGGUGUCAACUUUGCAUGCAACUCAGUUGGUUCUAAAAGCCCAUAUAGAAGCUGUAAAUUCCUUAAGUGGGAAUGGUUCUACAAAAUUAGGAACUGUUGCAACUGUUGUUGCUGCAGCUAAUUCAACAGCCUCGGAAUGUUCUAAAGAAAUUGAAGCAGCAAUGCAGAUUUCUUUGCGAAAUGCUCUGGGAAUGAUGCCAAAUAGGACUACGGAUGGCCCUAUGGAUGAUUUAACAAUCAUGAAGGAAACACUCAGGGUUAAAGAUGAGGAGCUACAGAAUUUGGCUCGAGACCUUCGUGCACGGGAUUCUACCAUAAAAGAUAUAGCAGAUAAAUUAUCUGAGACUGCUGAAGCUGCUGAGGCAGCAGCAUCUGCUGCGUACACUAUUGAUGAGCAUCGGAGAAUUGCUUGUGCAGAAGUUGAGCGUUUGAAAAAAGAUGCUGAGAAGCAGCAGGAGGUGUCUGCACUGAAGUUCAAAGAGUCUGAAGAAAAGAUUAUGAGCUUAAACAAAGAAAGAGAACAGUUAAUUAAGCAGAGAGAUGAUGCUAUUCUGGAGGCAAAUAUGUGGCGUUCUGAACUGGCAAAAGCUAGAGAGAAUGGUGUGAUCUUAGAAGCAACUGUUGUUCGGGCUGAAGAAAAGGUUAGGGUCGCGGAGGCAAAUGCUGAAGCAAGGUUAAAGGAAGCUGAACAGAGAGAAUCAGCUGCAAUAAAGGAGAAGCAGGAGCUUGUUGCGUAUGUGAACAUGCUAAAAGCACAACUUCAAAGGCAACACAUUGAUACAACUCAAGUUUUUGAGAAGAAAGAGUCAUGCUCAGAUACAAAGCAUGUUGACCCUACAGAAGAGAAUGUGGAUAAAGCAUGCCUAAGCGUUUCUAGAGCAAUCCCAGCUCCUGCAGAGAAUGUAGUCCACAUGGCAACAGAUCAGGUGAAUAUUCAGCCGGUUGGGGACAACGAAUGGAGUGAUAUUCAGGCAACGGAGGCCAGAAUAGCUGAUGUAAGGGAAGUAGCAGCCGAAACUGAUGGAAACAGCACAGACAUUCCUGUGAUUAGCCAGCCAGGUACCAAUCAUCAGCAUGAACAAGGAGCAAACUCUUUCCAUCAGCCAUGAUGUUAACAAAACGUAUACAACAUAGAGAAAUUCUCAAGUUUAGGAAAUGUAAUUAUGCCAUUUUGUUGGAUGAGCGUGUAAACUUUAUUGAUUUCAUUCCAUCAGUUUCCUUAUCAAGCUGUGUCAUGAACUGCCUUGAAAUUGAGUGCAUUUUUCUGGUGUAAAUGUAAUACAACGAGCUGACCGGUUAAUUUGAACUGAUAUAUAUGAUUUAAUCAAAGAAUAUAGCUGAGCUUUCUUGAGA
Molecule: messenger RNA, 1860 nt
Organism: Lotus japonicus
Lineage: Eukaryota; Viridiplantae; Streptophyta; Magnoliopsida; Fabales; Fabaceae
Exons: 10
Coding region: 144-1616 (490 amino acids)
Biological process (GO): endosome organization; retrograde transport, endosome to Golgi; receptor recycling
Cellular component (GO): trans-Golgi network; recycling endosome; early endosome
Source: RefSeq, a predicted model, not a curated record